CCCUUUCAUGUUCCUAGAUAACCAACUCAAGUUGACAAACCCAACACAAAUGGGAACGGAUCCACCGAAAUAGAAGAACGGGGAAAAGCGUGACAUCAAAGACUUGAAUACCAACGGCCUCGACAUAGAGAGAGAGGGAGGAGGAGGAGGAGGAGAAAAUGUCGAGACGAAGAUUGCUUGUGUUGCUGAAGCCCGGGAACAUCUAUCAACCCAGGUGUUCGGAUGGCGUUUCUCGGGUUAGAAACCCUCAGGAUGAUUGGCGUUCUUUCUUAAUCGCGAAAGUUCCUUCUUUGGAUGAUUAGUGUUUUGUUCUCGGUCAACUGUAAUUGGAGAACUGGUGAGCAGAAAAAGAGAAAACCCAUGUGAAGAUGUUUCCCUUGAGUGCCUUGGUCUCACUCAAUAGACACUAAACUGGAGAUAUUGUCAGACCCUAUAUGCUCUUGGAGAAAUUGAUGAUGUGAAAAAAGAUUCUAGGUUACUUGGAGAGCAGGUGUAAGGUUCACAUGGAUGCAAUCAAAUUUUGUCAAGAUAUUUUGCGGCGAAAGGCGGUUGACUGGGAGCCUGUUUUGCGGAGUGAUCUAGUGCAACCUAUCCGCAAUGUGGACCUGGUUGUCACUAUUGGUGGUGAUGGCACUCUUUUGCAGGCAAGUCACUUCAUGGAUGACUCGAUUCCAGUUCUAGGAGUGAACUCUGAUCCCACACAAGUCAAGGAGGUGGAAGAGUUCAGUAAUGAGUUUGAUGCUACCAGGAGCACUGGCUAUCUCUGUGCAGCAACUGCUGAAAACUUUGAACAAGUGUUGGAUGACAUCCUCGAGGGUCACAUGGUUCCUUGUAAAUUAACAAGGAUAGCAAUACGUGUAAACAGUCAAUUGCUGUCAACCUAUGCUCUCAAUGACGUUCUUAUUGCACACCCAUGUCCAGCCACAGUUUCAUGGUUCUCAUUUAGAAUCAAAGGUGAUGGCCAGUUAUGCCACCCUCUUGUGAACUGUCGAUCAAGUGGGCUCAGAGUCUGCACUGCUGCUGGGUCUACAGCUGCAAUGCUCUCAGCAGGAGGAUUUACAAUGCCCAGUUCCAGUCGGGAACUCCAGUUUAUGGUAAGGGAACCCGUUUCACCUGGAGCAGCUAAGUCUAAGAUGCAUGGGUUUAUUAAAUCUGAUCAAUCCAUGGAUACGAACUGGUACAGUAAAGAAGGUAUGAUAUAUGUUGAUGGUUCUCAUAUGUCACAUUCUAUUCAACAUGGAGAUACCAUUGAAAUAUCGUUGAAGGCCCCAAUCUUGAAAGCUUUUUUGCCCUCCCACUUGAUAUCAGAGUAAGUUAAUUUAUGCCCAUUUGUGAAGCCAUAUUUUUCUAGCCAUAUGUUUCUAGGAAUAUCUUCAGAGGCUCCAAUCUUGAAAGUUUUUUGGCCCUCCCACUAUAUAUCAGAGUAAGCUAAUUAUGUCCAUUUGUCAAGCCAUAUGUUUCUAGAGAGAUAGUAAAAUCACGAGCAGUUUAGCAAGGAAAUUGUAAAUGCACAGUUGAAAUUUUGAUCUAGUGGCAUAUAUGCAAGGGUUGACUUUAUUUUUUUAUUGUUCAUUGUUACCAUAAUAUAUGGCAAAUUUAUGAAGUAUGGUAGAAAAGAA
Molecule: messenger RNA, 1619 nt
Organism: Macadamia integrifolia
Lineage: Eukaryota; Viridiplantae; Streptophyta; Magnoliopsida; Proteales; Proteaceae
Product: NADH kinase-like
Exons: 7
Coding region: 504-1313 (269 amino acids)
Biological process (GO): NAD+ metabolic process; NADP+ biosynthetic process
Molecular function (GO): NAD+ kinase activity
Source: RefSeq, a predicted model, not a curated record